ACCAAUAGGGGGCCGCGGCAAUAGCGGCGGGGAAAUUCAAACGUGUUUGCGCAGAAGGGCUUGGAUUCCAUCUUUUCUUCUCAAAUCGGCUUUCUGGAGGUUCGUUCGGCCUCGCAAGUUCAAGGAGGAACGGCGGCGGCUGGUGUGUAGGCUCUUUAGCCACGCGGAAAUGGAGGCUGAGGAUUUAAGUGGCAGAGAAUUGACAAUUGAUUCAAUAAUCAACAAAGUGAGAGAUUUUAAAAAUAAAUUUAAAAAUGAAGACCUUACUGAUGAGCUAAGCUUGAAUAAAGUCUCUGCUGAUACUACAGAUAAUUCGGGAACUGUUAACCAAAUUAUGAUGAUGGCCAACAACCCAGAGGACUGGUUGAAUUUGUUGCUCAAGCUAGAGAAAAACAGUAUCCCCCUAAAUGAUGCCCUUUUAAAUAAAUUGAUUGGUCGUUACAGUCAAGCAAUUGAAGCACUUCCUCCAGAUAAAUAUGGCCAAAAUGAGAGUUUUGCUCGAAUUCAAGUGAGAUUUGCUGAAUUAAAAGCUAUUCAAGAGCCAGAUGAUGCACGUGACUAUUUUCAGAUGGCCAGAGCAAACUGCAAGAAAUUUGCUUUUGUACAUAUAUCUUUUGCACAAUUUGAACUGUCACAAGGAAAUUUCAAAAAAGCAAAACAACUUCUUCAUAAAGCUCUAGAAUGUGGAGCAGUACCACUGCAAAUGCUGGAAAUUGCCAUUCAGAAUUUAAACCUGCAAAAAAAGCAGCUGCUUUCAGAGGAGGAAAAGAAGAGUUUAUCAGCAUCUACAGUGUUAACUGCCCAAGAAUCAUUCCCCAAUUCACUUGGACAUUUACAGAAUAGAAAUAUCAGUUGUGAUUCCAGAGGACAGACUACAAAAGCCAGGUUUUUGUAUGGAGAGAAUGUGCCCCCUCAAGAUGCAGAGAUAAGUCAUCAAAAUUCCUUAAAACAAACACACAAAGUUAAACGGUCAUGCCCAUUUGGAAGAGUCCCAGUUAACCUUCUAAAUAGCCCGGAUUGUCACGAGGACACUGAUGGUUCAUUUGUACCAAGUUUUGCAAAAAGACAGACCUCUAAAUCAGAAUGCCGGGAGAUGAUUGUGCCUAGAUCUAAAUCAAGUGGAAACGAUUCCUGUGAAUUGAGAAAUUUAAAGUCUGUCCAAAGUGUCCAUUCCAAAGACCCUCUGGUGUCAGAUGAGAAGAGUUCUGAACUUAUUACUGAUUCAAUAACCGUGAAGAGUAAAACGAAAUCAAGUCUUCUGAGAAAAUUAGAAGAAACUAAAUAUGAAGAGCCAAAGGUUCCAGAAAGUAACCAGAAACAAUGGCAAUCUAAGAGAAAGUCAGAAUGUGUAAACCAGAAUCCUGCUGCAUCUUCAAACCAGUGGCAGAUUCCAGAGAUAACCCGAAAAGUUGAUACAGAGCAGAAACAAACCACUUUUGAUCAACCUGCUUCUUUAGUUUCCAAGCAGUCACCGCCAAUAUCAAUACCUAAAAAGACUGACCAAAAAUCCGUUUGUAAGACACCCAGCAGCAGAGCCUUGGAAGAUUACAUGAGCUGUUUUAGAACUCCAGUUGUAAAGAAUGACUUUCCACCUGCUUGUCAGUUGUCAACACCUUAUAACCAACCUGCCUAUUUCCAGCAGCAACAGCAGCAAAUACCUGUUACUCCACUUCAAAAUUUACAGAUUUCAGCAUCCUCUUCAAACGAAUGCAUUUCAGUGAAAGGAAGAAUUUAUUCCAUUUUGAAGCAGAUAGGAAGUGGAGGUUCAAGUAAGGUAUUUCAGGUAUUGAAUGAAAAGAAACAGAUACAUGCUAUAAAGUAUGUGAACUUAGAAGAAGCAGAUAAUCAAACAAUUGAUAGUUACAGGAAUGAAAUCGCUUAUUUGAAUAAACUACAACAACACAGUGAUAAGAUCAUUCGACUUUAUGAUUAUGAAAUCACAGACCAGUACAUCUACAUGGUAAUGGAGUGUGGAAAUAUUGAUCUUAAUAGUUGGCUUAAGAAGAAAAAAUCCGUUAAUCCAUGGGAACGCAAGAGUUACUGGAAAAAUAUGUUGGAGGCAGUUUACACAAUUCAUCAACAUGGAAUUGUUCACAGUGAUCUGAAACCUGCUAACUUUCUGAUAGUUGAUGGAAUGCUAAAGCUAAUUGAUUUUGGUAUCGCAAACCAAAUGCAACCAGAUACAACAAGUAUUGUUAAAGACUCUCAGGUUGGUACAGUUAAUUAUAUGCCACCAGAAGCAAUCAAAGAUAUGUCUUCCUCAAGAGAGAAUGGAAAAUCCAAAUCAAAGAUAAGCCCCAAAAGUGAUGUUUGGUCCUUAGGAUGCAUUUUGUACUAUAUGACUUAUGGGAAAACACCAUUUCAGCAUAUAAUUAAUCAGAUUUCUAAAUUACAUGCUAUAAUUGACCCUAAUCAUGAAAUCAAAUUUCCUGAUAUUCCAGAGAGAGAUCUUCAAGAUGUGUUAAAGCGUUGUUUAAUAAGGGACCCUAAACAGAGGAUAUCCAUUCCCGAGCUUCUGGAGCAUCCAUAUGUUCAAAUUCAAACUCAUCUAGGUAAUCAGAUGGCUAAGGGAACCUCUGAAGAAAUGAAACAUGUCCUGGGCCAACUUGUUGGUCUGAAUUCUCCUAACUCCAUUUUGAAAGCUGCUAAAACUUUAUAUGAGCAUUAUAGUAGUGAUGAAAGUCAUGAUUCUUCUUCAUCAUCCAAGACUUUUGAAAAAAAAUGGGAAAAAAAAUGAUUCAUAACCACUCAGAAGCUGUCAAGUAUCACCUGUAAAAUAUGUUGGAUUGUUACACUCCUGAUUCUUUGGACAUCUGCUCUUGAAGACAACUUCUCUCUGAAAUGUUAUUGGCAGAAAAAUUCAGUGGAUUAUCCUCAAAAGAAAACUGUAAAAAUAAUAACCACUAAUGACACUAUAUAUUAAAUUGUAGAAUUUUUUUCUCUUAUGCUUUUCUGUAAAUCUAACCUAGUUGAUAUCAUUUCACACUUGGAGCUAUGGGUGGACAACUGAAAUAUAUUCUGAAGAACUAUGUAAAUAAAGCUUUGUAGAAUAAAACGACAGUAAAAUUUCAAAGCUGUAAAAUGAUUUUCUUCAAACAAAUGUAUUGGUGUGGUAGCAAAAUUCUUAAUAAAAAUUGAAUUAAGGGAA
Messenger RNA from Pteropus alecto (black flying fox), 3148 nucleotides. RefSeq names its product TTK protein kinase (gene TTK). The record is from RefSeq and is a predicted model, not a curated record. The coding region runs from base 170 to 2737 and encodes 855 amino acids. Lineage: Eukaryota; Metazoa; Chordata; Mammalia; Chiroptera; Pteropodidae. The transcript is spliced from 22 exons. Gene Ontology annotation, molecular function: protein serine/threonine/tyrosine kinase activity; protein binding; ATP binding. Gene Ontology annotation, cellular component: kinetochore; nucleus; spindle. Gene Ontology annotation, biological process: mitotic spindle assembly checkpoint signaling; meiotic spindle assembly checkpoint signaling; protein localization to kinetochore.